AUGCCUUCUUUUCUCAUGUGCUCCAACUGCAGAGAUCUCGAGCGCAACCUGCUAGAAGAGCGCCACCACCGCCAGACGGCUGAGUAUGCUCGUGAUGCCGAGCUGCAGAUGCGCGAGCGAGCGGACGAUACUAUCAAAGAGCUACGCAAGGCGAUCAAGGAGCAGCGCAAGAACCUCGACGAGCAGCGCGAGACGAUCAUGGAGCAGCGCAUUACCUUCGGCAAGCAGCUCGAGACGAUCAAGCAACUGCAUGAGACGAACAAAGAGCUGCGCGAUGCCAUGAAAAAAGAGAUCGAGGCCAACGAAGACCACCGCAAGACGAUUGAGCACCAACAAGACCUUAUCGACAAAGGGAUCAAGUCCAAUGAGAUCCAGCAACGCAUGAUUCAGGACCUGCAACGCGAAUUGCCGGCUCUUCGGCACCAGCUUAGACAGCAGCAAGUACAGAACCAUAGUGAUAUGGACAAUCUGCGUCUCGAGUUUAGAGCACAACGAGAAAAGGAUCGUGCAUUGGUCGAGUCCAAUCUUCGGGCAUUGAAGCGAAUUCACAACGAGACCGCGCGAUGCCGACCAGAACUGAAGCUACUCGCGGUCUCUUCAAAUCGACGGACAGCCUUGACGAUAAACGAGGGAUCCUUCGAAGGAAAAAUGCUAGAACGCGUUCGUGCGUUCAAUGAAAACAGACGCGCUGAUGCGAGAGCUGAAGAAGAUACGCGCGUGAAGACGGAGAUCACAUUCCACCACUCGAAGGAGAAAAAUUUGAAGAGGACGAUCUCACGCGGCGAGCGCACGCGCGAAAUAUCGGUGAAAGCGUCGGACACGGUCGUCGUCCCCGGUGUGGUGGACGAAGCUCGUCUAAAAAUCGACAGCGCGCUCGAUGCAGCGGGGCUGCGUGACGAAGUCGCGAUUCGAUAUCUCCGGCGCGGCAUCAAGUACGACAAGCACGAAGGCGUUGACGAAAUCGUGUUUGAUAGCCUCGACGAAGUCGUCGCCAGUCACAGAGCGUCGUCGAGUGACAAGUACUGCAAAGCGUCGACGUACUUGCUCUUGAAUGACGUGCUGGUGACCCCUGUGUGGCAGUUCGAAGUGGUAUAA
Messenger RNA from Phytophthora sojae, 1095 nucleotides. RefSeq lists its product as hypothetical. The transcript is spliced from 2 exons. The record is from RefSeq and is a predicted model, not a curated record. Lineage: Eukaryota; Oomycota; Peronosporomycetes; Peronosporales; Peronosporaceae. Bases 1 to 1095 code for a protein of 364 amino acids.